CAUGGAGGAAUGUGAAGUUUUAUGCACGAGACUGGCAAUCAUGGUCAAUGGAAGCUUCCGAUGUUUGGGCCCAAUCCAACAUUUAAAGAAUAAAUUUGCUGAAGGAUACACUCUGAUUAUCAAAGUGAAGGCGGGAGCCAAUGUGCCACAGAGAACCGAUAAAAUUAAGGAAUUCGUUCGCACAACUUUUACAGGUGCGGUUCUCAAACAGGAAUAUGUUAGACUCUUAACAUAUCACAUUCCAAGUAAAACAUACCCUUGGUCUCAAAUGUUUGGCAUUAUGGAAAAAUCUAGGAAACAACUUGAUAUUGAAGAUUAUUCUCUUGGUCAGACAAGUCUAGAG
Gryllus bimaculatus (two-spotted cricket) is the source of this 343-nucleotide messenger RNA. NCBI's taxonomy places the organism in Eukaryota, Metazoa, Arthropoda, Insecta, Orthoptera, Gryllidae. The record is from the annotation of a GenBank genome assembly.